CCAAACUUGAGCCAAAAUGGUGUCCAGAGCAGUGUUUGUGCUUGCGAUCGCCGCAUUCGUCCAGGCAGCCCACUGUGCUUGCCCCUGCUCCUCAGUUCCUGUUCCAUUACCUUUUCCCAUUCCCACUCCUGCCCCUAUUCCGAUUCCCGCACCAGUACCAACACCCGUGAUCCCGAUCGGCUACGAGGAGGGUUGCUGUCCAGGCAAGGUCGUGGAAGAGAAGAUCGUGGUAAACAAGCCAGCCACCGAAACUUACGUCUACCAGGAACCUGUUUUCUCCAAGAAGUGCUACCAGAAACCCGGUGCAGUAGACAGGAAAGUUGUCCCGAAGAUUGUGAACUCUCCACCUUCCUGCCAGACCCAAGAGACCACAAUCGUAGUGCCCACCACCGAUACCGAGGUCAAUGAGCAAGCCCUCUGCAAGAAGACGUGCACGACCAGUGAGUACACCAUCCAGAUCCCCAUCGUAGAAACCACAUGCACGAACUACCCACUGUGCAAGAAGAACACCCGGUCCCAAGACAACAUUCUGACGACAGUAGCAAAGAAAGUUUCUUGCGAAAAGAAGACCUGCACCAACAACCAAGUGACCGAGACGCCUACUUAUGAAACUGUCUGCCAGAAGUUCCAAGGAGCUGUCAACAAGAUCGGAACCAAGACCGUGAUCAAACCCGAAGUUAUCAAGAAGUGUGUCCAACUCCCACCCUACAGAUGCAUCAAACCUAUCGACGCUUCUGCCGCUCCUUCCCCACUUCCCCUCUUUGCACCUGGAAGCUACCAAGCUGCUGAAGCUGCCGCCGCUGCCGACGCCGCUGCCGCUGCUGAAGCUGCUGUCGCCGCCGAAGCCGCCGCCGCCGCCUCUUACGAUGCGGCUGCAGCAGCUGCUGCCAGUAGCUCUGUCUAUCCCGGAGUCUUUUACCCAUCUGCUGUUGCUGCAGAACUCGAAGCUGCCGCUGAAUUAGAAGCUUCUGCUGAUGCUUCUGCUGCCGCCGCCGCCGCUGCCUCAGCUGCUGCUGCUGCUUCAGCUGCUGCCGCCGCUUCAACUUCUUACUAUCCCAACCCCAUCUAUCCACCUGUAUUCUACCCUCCCCCACCUGUACCAUGUGGUUGGAAGGCGUAGACAUUGCAAUCGCUUGAGUUGAAAUGAUGAAUUAGAACCAACAAGACUGAAUUAAAACAAAUUUAAAAAAUUGUAAUAAAGUUACAAUAAA
Messenger RNA from Homalodisca vitripennis (glassy-winged sharpshooter), 1211 nucleotides. Its product is annotated as calphotin-like. The record is from RefSeq and is a predicted model, not a curated record. NCBI's taxonomy places the organism in Eukaryota, Metazoa, Arthropoda, Insecta, Hemiptera, Cicadellidae. The transcript is spliced from 2 exons. Bases 17 to 1120 code for a protein of 367 amino acids.